Messenger RNA from Linderina pennispora, 551 nucleotides. RefSeq names its product transcription factor TAFII-31. Lineage: Eukaryota; Fungi; Kickxellomycota; Kickxellomycetes; Kickxellales; Kickxellaceae. Gene Ontology annotation, cellular component: transcription factor TFIID complex; SAGA complex. The coding region runs from base 55 to 492 and encodes 145 amino acids. Gene Ontology annotation, biological process: RNA polymerase II preinitiation complex assembly; DNA-templated transcription initiation. The record is from RefSeq and is a predicted model, not a curated record. The transcript has a single exon. Gene Ontology annotation, molecular function: RNA polymerase II general transcription initiation factor activity; protein heterodimerization activity; transcription coactivator activity.
CACUAGCGUACAUAUUUCAUAUUUAUCUGCCUUCAGGGGGAAUCUGUAUAUCCAAUGGAGGAGACACCAAAUAAGCCCGAAGACACACCGCGCGACUACAAGAUCAUGGCGCUGCUGCUGCAGUCUCGGGGUGUCGAAGACUGCGACCCAAGCGUCAUCAACCUGCUGCUCGAGUUCUCACACAGAUACACAGUGGAUGUCCUGCAGGACGCGCUCGUGUACGCCGAGCACGCAAAGAAGAACGAGAUUGACAUGGAGGACGUACGUCUGGCCAUCCAGGGCCGCGUAAACUACUCGUUCACGUCGCCGCCCGAGAAGGAGUUUUUGUUGGAGCUGGCGGAGGAGCGUAAUAAGCACCCGUUGCCGCUGAUUCCAGAGAAAUAUGGCGUCCGUCUGCCGCCAGAAAAGCACACGCUGACCGGCGUCAACUUCCACAUCGUGCCCGAGAAGAAGGCACAGAAGCAGCAGCAACAGCAGCAACAACAGCAAUAGGAUAUUCAGUUGCCCGCAUGGUAGCGCCUUGCCAAUACAUUUCACAACAUACAGCUCAA